Molecule: messenger RNA, 2214 nt
Organism: Telopea speciosissima
Lineage: Eukaryota; Viridiplantae; Streptophyta; Magnoliopsida; Proteales; Proteaceae
Exons: 1
Coding region: 305-1981 (558 amino acids)
Cellular component (GO): Golgi apparatus
Source: RefSeq, a predicted model, not a curated record
UCUCUCUCUCUCUCUCUCAGUGGUCACUGGUCACUGCAGAAAAAGAUUUCUUGAAAACUAAGCGAAGACGGCAGUGGGGAAGGAAACAGAUCUUGUCCAGCCUUAGGAGCCUUUUGGCCACCAGAGAUCUGCAUAUGGUGAGUGAUCCCUAACAGUAGGAGUUCUUAUUGUCUAUCUGUUUAUCUACAUUGUUUUUUUGUUAGUUUAUCUCUCGAAUUCAUCUUCUACCACCGGGCUUCGUGUGAAGCGAUCAAAUCACAGACACCGUAAUUAGCAUUUCAGAGAAACCUAGAAAGGAAGUUCCAUGAAAGAAGCGAGUUCAACAGAGCCUGUAGGGCAAAAUCUAAUUAAACUCAUCAGCAAUGUAUGCUUCUCCGUCUUUGUCUUCUCUGUUCUUUUAUUUACUGUAAUUGCCAUCACAUACCAACCUUCGGAUCCCUGGUUUGAAUCCUCCAAAGCCCUCACUAAGGUUUUCACCCAAGUAGAGAACGCCACUUUCAAAACCGAUUCUUCGAUAAUCCAGACCGGCGAGGAUCUGGCCACACUCGCCCCUGCUGUUUCUCCUGCUGCUGCUGCCGAGGUUCCCAUCACCACAAACACCAUCGAGAAGUCUGAGGAGAAGAUUCUUAAUUCCAGCUCGACUUUGGACUGUGACUAUACCUUGAAGCAAGUUAAUUGUUCGGAUCCGCUUGUUCUCAUUGCGAUAGAGAAGUUCAAUCUCAAGGUAUUUAAGUCCAUCGUCUUCUUAGGGUAUCAAACCCCUGUGAAUGGAUCGAAGCCGAACGAGUGUGAUGUGGCUUGGAGAUUUCGGAACAAGAAAGAGAAGUCUUGGCGAAAGUAUAGAGACUUCAGGAGAUUUAGGCUUGGCAUUGGAGAGAACUGCACCUAUGAGGUAGCUAAAGCUAGCGGUUGGCAUUCAGGGACUAAUGCCAAGCGGCCGAGAGGUAAGAUUUCGAGUUCUUCUUCGAGGAAGGGCAAAGCUCCAAGAGUUUCAUCGCCCGUACGUGAUGAGGAGAUUAAUGAUACGAUACCCACAGUUCAGUCAGAUACAGCUUUCAGAAAGGGGAGAUAUUUGUACUAUUCUCGGGGAGGAGAUUACUGCAAAGGUAUGAACCAUUACUUGUGGAGUUUCUUGUGUGGUCUUGGUGAGGCUCAAUAUCUGAACAGAACAUUCGUGAUGGAUUUGAGCAUUUGCUUGGCUGCGACUUAUAAUCCAAGUAACAAGGAUGACGAGGGUAAGGAUUUCCGCUACUAUUUUGAUUUCGAGCAUCUCAAGGAAGUAGCAUCAAUUGUCGAGGAAGUAGAAUUUCUCAGGGAUUGGAAGAAAUUGGAUAAGGCCCAUAAGAAAAAGAUCCCGGUCAGAAAGGUUGCAAGCCACAAGAUUACUCCAAUGCAGCUAAGGAAAGAUAAGAGCACAAUCAUAUGGAGGCAAUUUGAUGCACCUGAGCCUGAGAAUUAUUGGUACAGAGUAUGUGAAGGGCCGGCUGCAAAGUAUUUGCAGAGACCGUGGCACGCCCUUUGGAAGUCAAAGAGGCUGAUGAAUAUAGUUUCUGAGAUUAGUGGCCGGAUGGACUGGGAUUUUGACGCAGUUCAUGUGGUACGAGGAGAAAAAGCUCAGAACAAGGAGCUCUGGCCCCAUUUGGAUAGCGACACGGCCCCAGAUGUCCUUGUUGAGAAGCUUAAAGGGACCAUUCAGCCUUGGCGCCACCUGUACAUUGCCACCAAUGAGCCAUUCUAUAAUUAUUUUGACAAGUUGAGGUCUCACUACAAGGUUCAUUUGCUUGACGAUUACAAGGAAUUGUGGGGAAACACUAGUGAGUGGUACAACGAGACCAAGCUCUUGACUGAUUGGCACCCGGCUGAAUUUGAUGGGUAUAUGAGAGUUGCAGUGGACACUGAGGUCCUGUACAGGGCAAAGACUCGAGUAGAGACAUUUUAUAACUUGACAAUGGAUUGCAAGGAUGGCAUUAGUACAUGCUAAUCCAGGUUGAGGACAAAGCAUAAUAAGGAAUCCAUUUAGAGAAAGGGAUUGCAGUCAAAGAUUUAUUGGUCCAUUGCUUGAGACCUCUUGUGCUUAUUUCUGUUUCUUGAUCUGGUUCUUGGGUUAAAUAUAUUAGGCGGCUUCUUUCUUUCCUGAAUUCCUGUUAUGCUUACUUGUACUUUUAUUUUUUGUAUUCAUGUCUUUCAGCAAUUGGAUCAGGAUCAUUUGUGUAA